AUGACGAUUACCUCCAUUCAAAGCCUCUUACCAGGCCGCAUUGCAUCCAAUGCCACUGAGAAGCGAACAGAAAAACCGCCACCACAACUGCAUGGGGUCCAAGACUUCCCCUUCAAGGGUUACCACCCUCCGCAACCUGAGGGAUAUCGGCAAAGCCAGGCUCAUCCCGACACAAGUGCCAUCGUCAUUGACAAUGGGUCUCAUCUGGUCAAGGCCGGUUGGUCCUUUGACAAAAAUCCCAGAUUCGCCAUACCUCCCGUGAUGAGCCGAUACCGUGAUCGCAAGCUCAAUCGCCAGUGUCAAUUUAUCGGAUAUGAUGCCUACGUUGAUGCGACUACCAGAGGACAACUGCGCAAUGGGUUCGAUCCCGGUUCUAGUGUUGUCGGUAACUGGGAUGUCAUGGAGGGCGUGUUGGACUAUCUGUUCCUGAAGCUGGGUGUGGAUGGUGCCAAUGGAGGCGUUGGGCGCCCCAUCUUGAUGACAGAGCCGAUCGCUAAUACGGCAUACUCACGGAAAAUGAUGAACGAGAUCCUCUUCGAAUGCUACUCCGCGCCGUCCGUGGCCUACGGCAUCGAUUCCCUUUUCUCGUACCGCUAUAAUGGGGGAACAGAUGGUUUGAUCGUGGAUUCAUCGCAUACGUCCACCCAUGUCAUUCCCGUCAUGAAUUCGAAGCCCAUGCUCUCCAAUACUUCUCGUCUCAACUGGGGAGGUCUGCAAACCGCCGAGUACCUGAUGAAGCUCAUGAAGCUCAAAUACCCCACCUUCCCGACUCGUUUGACGGAUGCACAGAUGGAGGAGAUGGUUCACAAGCACUGCUACGUCUCGCAAGACUACGCCCGCGAGCUGAAUGGGUUCCUUGACUGGACUGGACUAGAAGACCGUGAUCGCGUCAUUCAAUACCCAUUCACGGAACACAUCGUUCAGGAGAAAACAGAAGAAGAACUUGCGAGGAUUGCGGAGCGCAAGAAGGAGAGCGGGCGUCGCCUGCAAGAACAAGCCGCAAGGAUGCGACUUGAGAAAUUAGUGAAAAAGGAGCAAGAGCUGGAGUACUGGAAAGAUCUGCAGCAAAACUUAGCCAAUGAGACUAAGAAAGAAAUCCGUCGCGUGCUGGAAGCCGAAGAUUUAAAGGAUGAGGCUGCUCUGGAGAAAUUGAUUCGUGAGCUAGAGAAAUCUAUCAAACGUUCGCGCAACAAGGACCUCGGCAUUGAAGAAAGUGAGGAGCAGCCUGAAGAAAUGACCUUCCCCAUGCUCGAUAUUCCAGACGAUCAAUUAGAUGAGGCUGGCCUGAAGGAAAAACGCCAUCAACGUCUCAUGAAGUCCAACGUCGAUGCCAGACAACGUGCCAAGGAAGAGAAAGAGCGCGAAAAGGCUCGCGUUGAAGCAGAGGAGCGACUAGAUCGCGAGACGCGCGAGAAAGAUUUCGAGAACUGGAUUUCAAAGCGCCGCAACAACCGCCAGAACAUCCUCCAAAGAAUCAAAGACCGUGAUCGCUUCACUGCCGAUCUUGGAAACCGCAAAUCUCUGGCCAGCCAGAUGCGCAUGAAAACGCUAGCCAAUCUAGCAUCCGACGGUCCUAAGAAACGCCGCCGUGGUGGAGAUGACGAUGACUUCGGUGCUAAUGAUGAUGACUGGGGUGUUUACCGCACCGUGGCCGUCGGUGAGGGCAGUGACGAUGAAGAAGAAGAGGAUCUCAACGGCAUGCUCGACGCGGUAGAGAAGGAGCUUCUCGAGUACGACCCUGAUUUCAACGAGCACCACACUUUUGCGGCACAAUCCGAUUGGACCAAGAGUCUUGUUCAUGCCUUCCUACGCGGGCCAUGGCCUUUUGAUCCCGAGAGCCAGCGAGAGGCACACCAGCUCCAUUUGAACGUGGAACGCAUCCGUGUCCCCGAAGUUGUUUUCCAGCCCUCUAUCGCUGGUGUCGAUCAGGCUGGUCUGAUCGAAAUUGCAGCCGAUAUCAUUAACCAACGUUAUACCAACCCAGCAGACCAAUCCCGUCUUCUGAAAGAUGUUUUCUUGACUGGUGGAAAUACGUUAUUCACCGGUUUUGAUGAACGCUUCCGCAAGGAAGUCCGCGGCUUCUUGCCUGUCGAUGCCACACUAAAUGUGCGCAAGGCAUCGGACCCUGUGUUCGAUGCUUGGAAGGGUGCUGCACAGUGGGCUUCUAGUGGUGACUUGGGCCGUUCUUCAGUCACGCGGCAAGAGUAUAUGGAGAAGGGCAGCGAGUACAUCAAAGAGCAUGAACUCGGCAAUGCUACGUGGUGA
Molecule: messenger RNA, 2265 nt
Organism: Penicillium paradoxum
Lineage: Eukaryota; Fungi; Ascomycota; Eurotiomycetes; Eurotiales; Aspergillaceae
Product: actin-related protein ARP5
Exons: 4
Coding region: 1-2265 (754 amino acids)
Biological process (GO): regulation of DNA-templated transcription
Cellular component (GO): Ino80 complex; cytoplasm
Source: RefSeq, a predicted model, not a curated record